Messenger RNA from Drosophila ananassae, 469 nucleotides. Its product is annotated as E3 ubiquitin ligase TRIM40. NCBI's taxonomy places the organism in Eukaryota, Metazoa, Arthropoda, Insecta, Diptera, Drosophilidae. Bases 88 to 294 code for a protein of 68 amino acids. The record is from RefSeq and is a predicted model, not a curated record. The transcript is spliced from 2 exons.
UGCAAAUCGACACACUAAAAUUGUUUCUACACAAGUACAACGAUCAAAAAAUUUAUUUUGGGAUAUUUGACCAAGGCGGAGAUAGAUAUGGCCGGGAAUAGCGACUCCUGCGCCGUGUGCCUCUGCCGGAUGCGGCACCGAGUGAGCACGCCGUGCAAUCAUUUUUUCUGUAGGCGGUGCCUGCGGAAGGUCUACGACACGAGUCCCUUAAACAGUUGUCCGCUCUGCCGUGCUCCAUUCGAAUAUUACAUUCGCAAAAGGAGCUCCGGUGUUAAAAUAGUAUUCUUUUCAUAAUGUUCGACAGCAAGUGAGUUCCGAAGUGGAGGCUUAAGGGCUGCGCUCUGCAUUUUCAACAAAAUCCAACUGUUUCUUCCUGUUUUAGUUAUAUCUGUUUGCUUAUUACUUAACAACUUCUGUUAGUUGGGUUAAAUAAAUUAAGUUGUUUUGUUGGGUUAACAAUUUUUUGGAA